Molecule: messenger RNA, 896 nt
Organism: Macrobrachium nipponense
Lineage: Eukaryota; Metazoa; Arthropoda; Malacostraca; Decapoda; Palaemonidae
Gene: ND-18
Product: NADH dehydrogenase [ubiquinone] iron-sulfur protein 4, mitochondrial-like
Exons: 5
Coding region: 84-650 (188 amino acids)
Biological process (GO): electron transport chain
Source: RefSeq, a predicted model, not a curated record
UUUCGGAGAAGUUUAGCAGUUUAGUGAGAUCUGAAACUGAAUGGGGAUCUGGUAACAUUGUUUGAUCAAAAUAUUAGAGAAAAAUGGCUCUCCGGUUAGGUACGGCUGUCCUUUGCUCGCAGUUUUCUCGCAUUUCCUUACGUCAGGGGCGUGCUGUGAGUACAUCCCUACCCCGCCUUAUUGAUGACCUGUCAAUAAAGCAAGUAGAACCCUCAGAUGCCAAAAAGUCUAUGAUGACCUUGGAAGAGGCAGAACACGCAAAGGCCUUGCAAGGUUACAUUACAAUUGAAACUGCUCCUGAUAUUACACCAGUUAGUGGUGUGCCAGAAGAACAUGUAAAGACACGACGUGUUCUUAUCAAGAAGCCUACAAAAAAUUCUAUGCAGUCUGGGACCAACAGCCUUCACAGGUGGACGAUAACAUUCGAAGCACGUGAACGUUGGGAGAAUCCCUUAAUGGGAUGGGCAUCUACAGCUGAUCCCCUUUCCAAUGUUGAGAUUAAUUUUCCCACAAGAGAGGAGGCCAUUGCAUUUUGUGAGAAAAAUGGAUGGUUUUGGGAAACAGAAGACCCACCAGUUAAACCACCUAGAGCAAAAAGUUACGGGGCUAAUUUCUCUUGGAAUAAGAGAACUAGACGAUCUACAAAAUAGUUAUGUUCUGGGAAUUUAGCGUGAAUUUUUAUUUUCAUUAAGGUAUUUCAAAAAUUAGGAUGAUUUCCCUCCCCAACCAUGUCAAGAUUUACAUUGUGGGAAUUAUGCUCGGUGUACUAAACGUGUAUUAAAAUUGUAGUACCGAGCUCUUUUGAGUUAUGUAAUUUGAAGAUAUAUAUUAAAGACAUGGGAAAAUAUAUUCCAAUUCUUUAUGUACAUAAAAUAAAUGUAAUUUACUCAGAAUAA